CUCCUUUUUUCAUUUUUUCUUUUUUUUUUUUUGUUUUUUCGUAAUUUUCCAAUUUGUUUUUCAUGCACUAUUCAGAAUAGUGAAUAAACAAAAAUAUAUUUAUAGACAUUAUUCUCCUGUUUUCUUUCUUUACAUUGGAAUCAGAUUGGAGUUCUUCCAUUUCAUACCUUCAACCCUCAAGGGAGAGAGUUUAUAUAAGAAAUUCCUUCCAGAAUAAACGUAGUAUGAAGAUUUACAUAAAAGGGUCCACCACUGUAUGCCCUGCUCAAGAUACACCAAGUCAACGCCUAUGGAUUUCUACCCUAGAUUUACGAAUGAUGCAAAGGAAGCAUGUACCCCUUAUGUACUUCUACAAACCAACUGGCUCCUCUGAUUUCUUCCAAGCUCAAGUGCUCAAGGAAGCUUUAAGCAAAAUUCUUGUGCCAUUUUACCCUGUGGCGGGUAGGUUGGGAAGAGAUGAAAGUGAUAUAUCCUCAUAUCCGCUUCUUUUGAUACAGGUAACUACUUUUAAAUGUGGAGGAAUCUCCCUUGGUAUUCAAACUCAUCAUGCCUUGGCAGAUGGUACAUCGGCACUCCAUUUCAUUAAUAGCUGGUCUGACAUGGCGCGAGGACAGUUCCCCAAUGUUUCACCUUUCCUUGACCGCACCGUUCUUCAUUCCCUUGUGCCACCAGCUCCUUCUUUUCGCCAUGUUGAAUAUGAUUCAUGUCCAUCAAUGAUCACUCCCAUCUCAUUUCCUGGAAGUCUUUCUACAUCUGUCUUCAAGAUCACACAAGAUCACCUAAACAACCUAAAAGCCAAGUGUUACAAAAAUGGAACCACUACUACAAAGUAUAGCACCUACAAUAUCCUAGCUGCACAUGUAUGGCGUUGCGUAAGCAAAGCACGAUGCCUCUUACACAAUCAAGCAACAAAGCUAUCCAUGACAGUCAAUGGAAGGCCUAGAUUGCGUCCUCCCCUCCCAUCAGGCUACUUUGGCAAUGCUAUCUUUCGAGCUUCAACAAUAGCUCUAUCUGGUGAUAUCCAAACAGAACCGUUAGUGAAUACUGUAGAAAGAAUACACACAGCACUGAACCAGAUGGAUGAUCCAUACCUGAAGUCAGCUCUUGCCUACUUGGAGAAAGUUCCUCUCAAUCAAAUUUCUUCAUCACCAAGUGACCAUGAACAGCAAUGCCCAAAUGUUUUCAUCAACAGUUGGCGCUUCCCUAUUCAUGAUGCAGAUUUUGGGUGGGGUCAUCCCAUAUUCAUUGGACGGGGGAGUAUCGGUGAAGGGUGGAUAUACAUACUACCUAGCCCAACUGAUGAUGGUACCUGGACAUUGAUAGCAGGCUUAGAGACCUCUCACAUGAAGCUCUUUCAGCAGCUCAUUUGUCACAAGCUCAUUUGUAACCUAUGAUAUCCUCCACGGCUUAACCUAUGUUUGUCUACUCGGUGGUGAUGCUGAUUUUUAUAUAUAUAUAUAUAUAUUAAGUGCUUAGUAUUUUGAAGUCAUAUUUGUAGAGAAAACAGUGUUGAACAAAAGCAUCAAGUUGAA
This is a messenger RNA of Rubroshorea leprosula, 1532 nucleotides long. NCBI's taxonomy places the organism in Eukaryota, Viridiplantae, Streptophyta, Magnoliopsida, Malvales, Dipterocarpaceae. The record is from the annotation of a GenBank genome assembly.